ACAGCCACAGUUGAGUCUCCUGCUGACGGCAGGACAGCAACAGCACACGGUGUCGGCAUUAAGCGGUUGGUGCGCGAAGAUUUGGCGAACGGUGUUGCCAAGUCGCGUGUGUUUUCCCUAGACCUAGGUAUUUUACUACAACUAUCUUUUUGGUUGGAGCGUUUCAAGUUUGAUUAGCCGCUGAUCGCUAGUCGCCCGAUCCGGCAACACCGCUCGACUGGUUGUAGCCGUGGUUUGCGGCAUCGGCAGUCCGAAUUUCGCUCGGUUCAAAAUCCGAGCGACCCGGAGGCGGUUGCAACCAACCAACCUGGUGGAAAAUAUCGAUCUUCCAUUCGAUCCAAGAUUGGGCGUUCGAUGUUAUUAGGUCAAACUCAAUAGCAUUUAGAAACGCCCGCCAUCAUCCAAACACGCAACAAUUCGCAACGAGGCAGCGCCGCGAUUUCUUACCUAUUUUUUACGAAUAAUGGAAGUAGUGGCAGUACCCCCACCACCACCCAAGGGCUCGCCCUUUCGCGACCACGACGUGCGCGAAUGGUCCCGAAUCGACUCGAUCACCGGGGCUCUGGAACGAGCCAGAUUGGAGACUGACAGUUGGACGGCUAAUACGAACGACGCCUGUCACAAAUAUGGAAAGGUGGUGGAUUCUAGAGCAAGAACUGGUGCCGAUGGUUCGGUGCAACAGCAGGCCAGCAGACAGCUGGAGGUGUUUCAGAGUAGAGCGGCGGGGGCCCACUUGCAGGUGGUGAAGACGAAAACGGUGAGCAGCAGCCGAUGGUCGGGCAAAUUCGAUGCCUCUACUAAAAGUCUCACGGCAGGAUUCGAAGAUUUACAGCUACCACUAAAUCCACUGGACAUCUCUUCUCAGAAGUCAAAGGCCUCAGUGGGACGUAGCGUAAACAGACGACCCCCGUCCCGACAACCCCGCAGCUCAACCUCCUCAUUCCAGAAUGAUCUCAGUAACCCUUUAAGAAACGCUCAUUUAGCCGCAGCGGUUAACCUUCACCGAGUAUCCAGACUGUGUCACCAGAUUCACGAAUCCGCCGUGAGGAACGCUUUCGGCAGAAAAUCGCCGUCGAUAAGCCAGAGAGAAAGCGGUGACGGAAGCGUGAGUGGUGUAGAAAUAACUGAACUCGAAAGUAGCGUUACGUCUAACAGCAACGAAGUAACCUCACAGUCGGUCCUUAGCCGAACCAAAAGCACCAGCAGCGAGGAUAUCUACAAAACCCUCGAUAAGGACUCCAGCGUGAAAAGCAUCGAAGACUUGGAAGACCUGGAGCAACUCCAGAACUGGCGCAGAACUUCAAAAGUCCGACGUAGUUUACAGUACCCUAAAUGUAGCUCGCCUAGUGAAGCAACGAAGCCUUUAGACUUGCCAGAGGGUGGUGUGAGUGUGAAGAAAAUUCGAGAAGAGUUGGAAAAAGGGAGACGCCUGAACACAGCCUUAAGAAACAAUUCGGUUUCAACAAACUUUGAAGCGUUGGAUCAAAUAAUUCAAUCGAUAUCCAGUGCAAGCUCGAUAGAUCGAAGUUCAACGGAUGAGAAUUUGGACGAUAACGAGAACGAUCUUUUAAUAUCCAAGCCCAAGAAGAAAAGAGAAUCGUUUGUGACAGUGGAGUCGCUACAGGAAGUCAAAGGCCGGUUGAGGCACACUACCUCGCCAGGCAAUAAUGUUUACAGUAAUGGAAAGAAACGUAAAGACGAAGAAAUUGAUGAUGGAAUCGUAACAGAAGAAGAGAAAUCGAAUCAGAGCAGAGUAAAAUCGUACGUUUACGGAAUGGAAAACACCACACAAAAUAAAAAACCUGUUAUAAGCACGGGUAGUCUAGAAUCACGCUCUAAACUCGUGAACGGAACUAAUAACCAUAAAAAUGAAGAUUGGUACAACAGGAGGAAAUCGUACGGUUUCGAGCAAGUACACACCCAACAGGAUUCGAGCUCAAUCUCGCUCAAAAACAAGAAAAUGGUCGAAUCAAGCACGGACAGUGGCAUAUGCAGAUCUAACGACAUCCUCAUCGUACCGCCUUCGACCAAAAGCAGCGCGGCUAACAGCAGGUUCAAAAACUCGGACAGUGAAAGUGACACGGAAAACAAGUACAACGCGAUUAACAAAGGGCUUAACGGUAUCCAUUACGGGAACGUGAAAAAGAUGACGAGCAUAUUCGAUAAUCAAGAGGACAAAAACAGAGUGGCGGAAGAUGCGGGCACGGCCUGGGGCAAGCCGACAUUUAGAGAGCCCGAUUGGAAGAGAGGCGAAAUUAAAUCGACCACCAUCACAAUACCCAUCGUAAAGAACAACAACGUCAUCGACUUGCCUUGGAACGAUGAACCCGAGAAGGAGAUCAAGAGGCACUCGAUAGCGGUGGAUGAAGCUAAGUACGCUGCUGAUAGUAGAUACAGAAGAACCAGUCUAGUCGGAGAACAAUACUUAAAAAACGACGUUUUAGACGACGAUCCAUACGGAAACAACAGAAAAACUAAAAAAGUAGAGUUCUGUAAAACCGAAGUUCACUUUGCCGCAGAGUCUGGUAAAGUAAACAUCGUUGCAACCGAUGAGAAACCUCCUCCAACACACAAUUUCAGGCGGAGACGCAGAAAUUCGGGCCCUAUAACAAACUUUAACGAAGACCUCAAUAAAAACGGUCUUCCUAUGUUACAUUUCGGUGACACAUCGUACGAGAAAACCAUGUUCAACGUGACAAACGACGAAAACUCGGGUGAAAAUUCGGAAAAACUAUCCUCCUCCCUGGCUCCGGAUAUCUACGAGAACCUACCCAGCUACGAAUCGAGAGUUCCUUCAAAUUUCGGAGUGGUAACGGUUAACACUAACGCAUCUAAAACAAAGAACCACUUCGAGCAGAACGAAGACGACAGGAAGGAGAGUUUCGACGAGAACAUCAAAGGCAUUUUGAAAAACAAACCCGUUAAACCUAAACCGUACCAUUUAGGAGAGAGCGUACCUUUUUCGGAAUCGACGUCGGACGAGGAUUCUCGAAGAUGGGGAGUUAGAUUACGGCACGUGCCGAAAGAAGACCCGCCCAUCUGGAAAUCGACAGUGACAGUUCAUAAUUCGUUUGUGAACAAAGAUGAAGAAAGAAACAAUAAAAUCAACGCUUCCAGCGAUCCUCCGGAGUUCCAAAAACUUCUGAGAAACCUGCGGCCGAUUAAGAAGGCCGAUUACCUGUCGGACAACGAAAACCGUUAUUCGGAUAGUUUCGCUAACAUUCGGGUAGUUCCGGCGGCCAAGGACAGUCGAAGGUCGUCGUGGUCAGUGGCGGACAAGGUGGAGGAGAUUCCGGAAAAUAGGGGUUAUUCGACGAAAAUCAACUUUGGUGAUGGAGAGGCGAUUGUGGUGGAGAACGAUCAGUCUACGUGGCCGCGUAUGGAGAACCUAUCGAAGGACUCGAAACGUAUCCUUAACAAGGGACUGGUCGUCCGAAUAGGCCGGCAAGAUUCCGCCUCGAAACAUACCUUGCGCUCGAAAACGACCACCACCAGAGAGAAUAAUAAUACGACCACCACCACCAAGAUCACCAUCGAUCUGUCACCGUCACCGCCCACCAGCGACGGGAAGACAGGGGAAGCACAACCGCCGCCAGCUUUUGCUUACACGAAAUUCAAACGAUCGGAUCGCUUGCACAGUUUCAAAUCGACGCCCUUGGUUCUGAACACGAUCAAAGAUCAGAAAGAGGUCGGUGACAACAAGAUUCCGGAGCAGUUAGAGGCACUGAAAAAACUUUACGAAGACGUCCCUAGCGAUGCCGAUAGUGACGCCGACAAAGAAGUCCAACGACUGAUGAGCCGCAUCACUGAAGACGAGGUGAACAUGAUGGAGAGCGACACUAGCAGCGUCAUUUCGGGUAGUUGGAGUAAGAUGAAGGCGUUUAGGAACUUUAGCGAAACGGGCAGGAGUAGUUUUAAGGCUGUUAAAUCAAGAUUUGAUCUCAAAAAUGGUGAUAUUAAGGAGGAAAAAGAAAAUUCCGAUGGAGUGACAUCGUACGUCAAUUCCACCGAUUCCAGUCAAGUGAGCAGAUCGUACACAAAGUAUAGUGUACCUGCGACCAGAAGUAAAUUUUCUCCUGUAGUUUUAAGAAAAACUAUACCUGUCAAAACGACUGACUCUUCCACGACAGGCAACGUUUCUAGUCCUUCGUUAGUAGGAAAACAAGUAGAGAAUUUCGUAGAAACAAAACACGAAGACUAUUCUUCCGACAAAGAAUAUCGAAAUAUAACCGACAGUAAAUUAAAAUCGAAAUACAUCAACGAAAAUGUCGUUUUGAGGCAACCAAAAAAGUCAGAGAUGACAUAUUUUGGUGUAAACGCUUCAUCGAAAUCUUCACCGAAAAACACGAUUCAAACGGCUGUGAUUAAGGAUAACAAGAUAUCGGAUAAGCCUGAUCUUUUAAAUCAUUACAAACACACUUCCCCUACUAGACCUAGAAAACCUUCUCCGGACAGGCAACAAACGUCAUCACCCAUAUACGAAAACCUGAAACCUAUCAGGAAAUCCACUAAAUCAAAAUACACCAGCAAGAAAGAGUUUGAUUCUAGUAUAUUAGACGAAUUAACUAAGGCAGCGGAUCAAAUAUUACAAGCUGUAAACGGCUACACCGACGAAGACUGUAGAACCAGACUGACCUCAGAUGAAGAGGACCUUAGGCAACCUUUAGAUACAAUAUCAGAAACGAAAUCCUGGAAGAACACCGCUCAAGACCUUCAAGCGAAGAACCAAGCACGCAUGAGACCGACACUCGCCAGUGCGGCUAAAGUAAGAGUAAAGAGAACAUCGUCAACUUCAUCUGUUGAAAGUCUAUCAAAAGAUCGAAGAAAAACUACCUCCACUGAAAGGAAAAACCAGAACACUAUAGUUUCAAAACCUCAACAGGAGAAGCCAAAAAAGAAGGUUUCUAGCGACUCCAGUUCGACCAAGGCAUCUACUAAAGCCAGGAGGUUGCAAAGAGCUUCGAGUCGAGAAGCGUUGCUUCAAUCGCAUGGGAGUUCUUCGGAGGAUUUGCCCGCGACUGUUGAAGUGCCUCAUAGGAAGCCGAGGUUGAUCAAGAAGACUAAGGCGACGCAACUGACGAUAAAUAAUGGUUUGGAAUUGAAGAAGUCUGUUAGGAAGAGUAGGAGUGAGAAAGUGGAGAAUGCGAAAAACGAAGAAAGGAUUUUAGGAAGUUUGCCAGAAAUAAGACAUAAAACUGCCAUUUCGACGAUACGAAGUACAGCCGAUAAAUGUUCGAGAGACAGAUCGAAAACGAGAAACGAAGAAUCGAGAUCAAGAAGUCAAUCGAAAAGGGACAGUAGCAAUAAAGAGACCGUUAGCAGCUCAUCGACGCGACAUAACUCGAGUGCCGCCAGAAACCACCACCACCACUACGGCCAGCAGCAGUCGCAGCACCGAGCCACGCCGCAGGCGCAGAAAGAUUCCGGUGUGACGCAGCAUCGGAUCUCCACAGCGAAUAUCAAGAAAUGUCACAGAUCCGAGGGUACAAGACAUUAAGGACAAUCGACUUCCACUGAACAUUAGUUUUACUCA
Messenger RNA from Sitophilus oryzae (rice weevil), 5533 nucleotides. RefSeq lists its product as uncharacterized. The record is from RefSeq and is a predicted model, not a curated record. NCBI's taxonomy places the organism in Eukaryota, Metazoa, Arthropoda, Insecta, Coleoptera, Curculionidae. The transcript is spliced from 11 exons. Bases 464 to 5497 code for a protein of 1677 amino acids.